GGGCUGUCAGCUGAAGUUGCCAGGCCACUUCUUCCGAUGACAAUAGCAGCUAUUCUUCGUCAUCCAAUCCUCUCUUUACAGAUAUGUUAAAGAAUAAUGAACUUUUUUAUAAACAAAUGGCAAGUGCACCUAAUACAAUGAAUGAUGCUGAAUUAGCAAGAGCUCUCCAAGACCAUUAUGAUAAACUUGAAGCAAUGAAUGAAGAAUUGUUUGAAAAAAGAAAGAAAGCAGCAGCUAUCCAGAGAAGACGCAGGAAACGUAUGUUAGAAAGAAUGAAUGAGGACGAGUUGAAACAGUAUCGAGCAUCACAAACUGAAGCCUGCCGCCAACGACGAAUACGUAGGUUAGAAAGAAUGACAGAUGAAGAAAGGCAAAGGGAUCGUUUGUUGAAAAAUGCAUUAUGUUUAGCAAGACGGCAUCGCCGAGAAGCAAUGAUGUCUGAAGAAGAGCGCAAAGCAAGAAGGGCAGCAGCUGCAGCAGCUCAAAGAGAGAAGCGUAAACGUAAGCGAGAGAGUAUGACUGAUGAAGAAUUGAAAGCACACAAAGCUGAGGUGGCAGCUAUUUGGCGAAUGCGAAGACACUUGAGGUAUGAGGAUGUCUGAAGAAGAGCGCCAAGCUGAGAGAGCUAAAGCAGCAGAAGCCAAAAGAAUCACCGACAGCGUCAAAAAGAUAAAGAUGGCCCUGAGGAAUUAGUAAAACCAGUUACACAGAGAAGACCACGUCGAAAAAGAACCAGAAGCCAACUUUCGCUACCAGAGAGUGAAUCAGAUGCAAUUGAGAAUAGUUAUAGUAUGGAGAGCAAUGCAGAAAGUUUAAUAUCACAAAUCCUGAAGCAAACGCAACAUAUAGCAGCAAUGGAGAGUCAGCAAGGGGAUCUGGUUCCUGCUGAUUCACUUGAGAAUCUGCCAAAAGGACAGUCUUUUAAUGAAGAAACUUACCUUUUACCCCAUGAAAUACCAGAUAAAGAGACAGUUGUAGGUUCUCCUCCUAAAGUUACAAAUGAAACUUACCUUCUUCCACAUGAGAUACCAGAUAAAGAACCAGAAGCAGGUCAGCACCGUGAAGAUGUACAAGACACAAACCAAAAAACUUACUUAUUACCACAUGAAAUGCCCGAACAGCAACAUCCUGGUAUGAGAAAUUGCUCAAGCAUUGGGCAGGUAGAAAAACAGGAAAAUUAUAUUUUAUCACAUGAAAUACAAGAACCACACCAAACUAUGAGCCCUAAUUCAAAAGUUGCACAAGGAACAAAGCAGGACACAUAUCUUUUACCCCACGAGUUACCUGAAAAACAAGAAAUUAAACAAGAGUCGUACCUUUUACCACAUGAAAUGCCUGAUCAGCAUCAUAACCAAAUUCACCAUCGUAAUGUUACUCAAAAUAUGAGGGAUGAUCGUCGCAGUGAAAUAUCAGAAGACUACCAUCACACUCCUGUUCAAGAUGUUUGUCAACCUGACAAGGUUCAGCAACUACAUCACAGAGAUAUUCGUAAUGAGGUUCAUCCUGGUGCCACCUCAUUUGUAUCAU
Molecule: messenger RNA, 1527 nt
Organism: Macrobrachium nipponense
Lineage: Eukaryota; Metazoa; Arthropoda; Malacostraca; Decapoda; Palaemonidae
Exons: 3
Coding region: 84-602 (172 amino acids)
Source: RefSeq, a predicted model, not a curated record